Wyeomyia smithii (pitcher-plant mosquito) is the source of this 2397-nucleotide messenger RNA. It is a transcript of the gene ems, whose product is annotated as homeotic protein empty spiracles. Gene Ontology annotation, molecular function: DNA-binding transcription factor activity, RNA polymerase II-specific; DNA binding. The transcript has 3 exons. Gene Ontology annotation, biological process: regulation of DNA-templated transcription; neuron differentiation; brain development. NCBI's taxonomy places the organism in Eukaryota, Metazoa, Arthropoda, Insecta, Diptera, Culicidae. Bases 353 to 1597 code for a protein of 414 amino acids. The record is from RefSeq and is a predicted model, not a curated record.
UGAACGUGGAACGGUUUACGUGCGUGCGUAAUCUGCGGGCCCCGUGAAGUGUUAAAAGCGUUGUGGUUGUUGUUUCGUUUUGUUUUUGCCGUUCCGGGCGGCCGGGGUGCUAAACGAGGCAUGAACAGAAACACCCGAGAACAAAUUAAGCUGUUGGCAAUGGAAUGAGCACUCAAGAGUCCCUUUGCGGUUUCAGUUAGACUUUCAGGUGAAUCUUCGAGAAGUGAAUUAGGUGUAAACUAAGCACACAUGGCUGCCGAAGCACUGACGGUGUAAUAUUGAAGUUUGUGUUGUUUUAUUUUCUGCUUGUGUUAUGGUGCCAAAGGCUUGCAAACAUUUCUAGAAACCCAGGAUGAUGCCGCUAGCACCUACCUCUGUGAUAGCCAUGUCGACACAGAAGCCACGCAUCGGGUUCAGCAUUGAAUCCAUUGUUGGAAACAGGUUAUCCAAAUCGCCGCCGCAUUACUCUCCUAACAGUGACAACUCCGAGCGGCCCCUAAGUCCGCUCAGUGAUAGUAGUUACCCCAACGAGCUGCCGACUCAUUUGCGGCUUCCGAUGAUACCGCCGGAUUUACAACGAACUCUAAGACUACCCGUGAACUGUUCACCCAGUGAUUAUAGUACGCGAGUACAACAGUUGACCCAAUGUUCCUCGCCUCCUUUCGACCUAAACCGAACGAACCGUCUUCCGGAGUCCCCCCAAAGUCAAGAUCUGUCCCGAUUAGAUAAUAGCAAAAGUCCUCCACAAACCCGACUGACUCCGGAGGGAAGCACAGAUCGCCGAUCACGAAGUCCAUCUCCUCAGACGCAUGGUUCACUCGGAAACAGCAAAGGACCAAUAAUAGUUCCUGGUCUGCCAGCCGGCUUAGUGCGACCGUUUCCGGUUGGGCCGCCUGUUCCACCACACCACAUGAGUGAGCUUAAAUCUAUACCGCAGUUCAUGAACACCCAGGAGAUGGUCCAAGCUGCCCACAAUCAGCAUCUUCUGGCGGCCCAGUUCCAGGCGGCAGCGGCCUUGGCACAUGUGCAGGCUGGCCAAGGAUUCCCACCGCAUCCUCAUGCGGGUCACUUGCACAACCCGAACAUUCCUCGCGACAGUUACCCGCUGUACCCCUGGCUGCUGAGCCGACACGGUCGUAAUGUGUUCCCGCCACGAUUUCCUGGAAGUUACUUACUCCCAUUCCGAAAACCAAAACGAGUGCGGACGGCAUUCUCACCCACGCAGCUGCUCAAACUGGAACACGCCUUCGAAAACAACCACUACGUGGUGGGGGCCGAACGGAAAACGCUGGCGCAGGUGCUUAGCCUAACGGAAACACAGGUCAAGGUAUGGUUCCAGAAUCGCCGCACAAAACACAAACGCAUGCAGCAGGAGGAGGACGCCAAGUCGGGUGGUGGCGGCCGCCCCGGCAGUGCUGGUGGCGGUGGCAGCGGAAAUCGAUCCUCCAGUCCGGGUGGUGCCUACGAUGACGACGAGGAGGACGACGAGCUGAUCGAUAUGGACAUGGAUGACUGCCCGAGUGACGAGGAGCAGGAAAUGUUUCACCAGCAGCAACAGCACCAAAUGCAACAGCAACACCUGCAGCAUCAAGCAUGAAAUUCAGCCCGGGAACGGUUGCUACUGCAAAUGAUCGUUCCUGACUGACAAGUGACUCAAACUGGUGAUAUUUUAUGAGAUAAUGUGUCUAAAUAAGUUCCUGAUGUGGGUCGGCUGAGUUGAGGCAGAAAUUGCAAAGCAAUGAAUCCACGGAAUGGGGUCGCGAUACAGCAUGGUGGGGGAAUGUUAUCUGAAUGUGCCAAAUUAGUCAUUCGAUGUAGCAUUUAUAACUUAACCUUAUGUGGAGCUUGUCUGCAGUUGGCGGCUGAAAAGUAGCACUGUGCCAAACUGAACGGAGUAUGCAUGUCUGUGCAGUACAAUUAUAGUGUAGAUAAGUAAUUCUAGAUGGUUUUGCAACUCAAUUAUGAAACAAUUAGCCAGGCAAAUAUAGUUGAUUAUUUAAUAUUUAUUUUCAAUUUAAACAAUAAAGAAAGAAAAAAAAACCCUAAGUGUGUAAAUAAGUUUGUAAGCAAUAACCGAGGCAUAGCGGUAAAUUAGAGUUUCUUUUUCAACAGAUGUGAUGGCACUAUCAGCUAGGAAAAAUGCAAAAAGAUUUUGAAUAGUUGCAAUAUAACUGGCUGUAGAAGAAGUAAAAACGUCAUUAAAUGGAAUGAAUGUGUAACGAUAUGUAGCAUCCAUCGUUGUCGGCUUAGGCAACCAUUUCUAGCUGUUCGAACUGUGGAUUAUAUAGAUGUCCCCGUCAACGUUGGUUGUUACUUUCGAUUAUUCGGCUGCCUCCAAUACAUAUGUUUAGAUGUAUUCCACCUAAGAACGUAACGAAAAUAUAGACAGAAGUUGUC